AUAUAUUGUUACGAAUGUGCUGUAUGUGAAUGAUUGUAUGUGUAAUGUGAUGAUAUUGUAGCAUGAUGCAAUGUUAGCUCAGCAUGGUGCAACUCUACUUGUUGGGACAAGAGAGACAGGAGGGGGCCCGGGGCCGCCGGGCCGCCGGGCAGGAAGUGCUGAGUCGAGCAGUGGGGGGAGCAAGGGUGGCUGAGGAGUUGUAGUGGAGAAGACGCGUGUCUGGGCUUGAGAGAGUGUUGAGCUGCUCCGCUCGCGAGCUGUGUGCAUCCGGUGUGCGUGUCUGCCGUGCCCCUGUACUGUGCCUGAUUAACCAACUGUUCUGUGCCCUUGAAAGUUGCUGUCUUGUGUGAGGAACCUGUCAUUAAACUAGAACUUAGUGUUGAACGUGUAUCCUUUGUGCCCUGCCUCGUUCUCUCCUCCCCUCGGUGUGCGGUGUGGGCCGCUGUGACUGUGAGUGACUGGUGCCCGUGUGGCUGUUCUGGUGAGGAUCACGCCACCUGCCUGCCCGUGUAUGGUGUGUGGUAGGGGGGGUGGCGUAACAUUUGGUGUCAAAGGAGUGGGAUAAGUGAACAGUGAAGCGCGCCGAGUCGUCAUGGCAUCCCCCAAUGGUCGCCGUGAGGGUGAGGAGACGGGCAAGGCCGAGGCUGACGUGGGUGAGGUGAAGCCGGGCCAGAUGGACUUGUUCGCUGCCAUGUUGGCCAGUCUGAGGCAGGAAUUGGAUCAGAGAACAGAGAGGGCAGAACAGAGGGCAGACGAGAGGGCACGCGAGCAGGCUCGGAGGGCAGAAGAGAGGGCAGACAAGCAGGCCCGCCAUCUUGCCGAGGUCCUCCAGAGUUGUUUCUCGUCGCUGAAGGCGGAAACCCAGCAGUACACCGACCAGGGCUGCGACAGCGCGAGGAGUGAACGGCUGGAGGAGGUGCGGACCCGGGAAGGCGAGGUCCGAGGCCUGAGGGAGGCGGAGACGCAGCUGCGAGAGGUGGCACCGUCGCACGCGGAGGAAGAAGGCUCAGUUCUGGCAGGAAGCGCCGGGGCGGCGGUCCUUCAGGGGUCUAUCUGGGGCUUCUGGCAAGGACUCCUGGAGCCUGGUAGCGUCGUGGCGGAACCAAUAGCUGCCGCAGGAGGUUGGGGAACCCCCGCCUCGUUGCCUCCCUCACCCCCACCCUCUCCUCCAUGCCAGCCGGCUCGCAGGUCACGUAGUCCGCUCUCUCUCCCAUGGCAGCAGCGAGAGGUGGCAGCGUGGUGCGGGGAGGAACAAGAAGCGUCACGUGUGCUGGCGGCGGGUGCACGGGUGGCGGACUGGCGGGGCUCCGCGUGGGGUCCCUGGCAAGGGCCCCUGAAGCCCGGUGGCGUCGUGGCGGAGCCGGUGGAGGCUGCAGGAGGCUGGGGAGCCGUCGGAGCCGCUCCCUUGGGUCCAGCUGGUGCUGGAGUCGGAGCCAUUAACCCUGCCUCGUUGCCUCUCUCACCGCCUCCCUCUCCGCCAUGCCGGCCGGCUUGCAGGCCACGUGGUCCGCCCGCUCCCCGCUGCAGCCCCUCGGCCUCCCCGCGCUCAGGGAGGCUUAAGCCAGCGGAGCACGACGGGAAGUUGGCAUGGGAGGCCAAGUUCAAGAUGCCAGCUGCUGCCCAGAGCUGGGGCGAGGAUGAGAAGGCGCUGCUGCUGACGACAGCGCUACGGGGCUCAGUGGACGGGCCCGGCCGCUUGGUGGGGAGCGCCGAGAGGACCUUGGGGCGGCCUGACAUGCCGGCCGCUACACGACUCCAGGACGCGCCACAGAGGCUGUGUGGCGUCACGGGGCACUGCGUGCAGUCUGAGGGCCCAGUGGAGGCUCGUAUCGGCGUAGGCAGCGCUGUGGAGCGCCGGCCGAUGGACGUCGCCGAUCGAGACGAGUCGUGCGUGCUGGGCCUCGACUACCUGCCGCAGGGCGAGGCCUGUGCCGACCUUGGACGGGAGCUGGAGAGGCUGCGCGGACAGGCGCCUUUGCUCCCGAAGGUCGGCUGUGCAGAGGUAGUCGCGGCGGAGCGACUGCACCUUGCCCCGGGGACGGAGGCCAGGGUCCUGUAUUGCCGGUCGGACGCGAUGCCAGGGGGAGGCACGGUGGAGUCCACGGAGGGCCUGCAGCUGCCUGAUGGUGUGGCAGCCGGAGGGAGUCUCGAAGGAGCGGGGGAGGAGUCAGUCACGGUGCUGGUGGCUAACUCCUCCGACGAGGCUCGGAAAGUACCCGCUGGUGCCAAGCUGGGCACCUGUGAAGAGGUGGAGCAACAAGAGGAGGCGUCGGGGAGUGCGGAGUCGGCCGCUGUGAGGCCGCUGCCCGACUUCCUGGAGGAUUUGGCGCACCGGAGCGCCGCUAACCUGACGGAGGCGCAGACGGAGAAAAUGCGCCACACCCUGGCUCGGUGCGCGGACGUGUUCAGCGGGGGUGGAUUGGAUCCACUGGGCUGCACGGGGUUGGUGAAGCACAACAUCAGCACGGGAAAUGGUGCGCCCACCAGGUGCCCGCCCCGACGUGUCGUGCCGGCCAGGCGGGAGGAAUUGCAGCGCGCCGUCAACGAGCUGGCGGCGCAGGGGGUGAUGGAGCGGACAGACUGUCCGUGGCCCUCAGCAGUCGUCCUGGAUAUGAAGAAGGACGGCACGCAGCGCUUCUGUGAGGACUGCCGGGCGCUGAGGGACGAGACUGGCGAGGACUCCCACCCCCUGCCGUGGACCGAUGACGCGCUGACGAAGGCCUUGGAGUUGGGGGCCUUGACGAUGACCAGCGGCCUAGGAGCGGCCGCCCCGCCCUGCCAUGACCUCCGGGGCCGGAUGGCGAAGGUGAAGAUGAAGGCAGCGUCGAUAAAGGCGAGCCCGGAGGGUCUCCGUGGCUCGUGCGGGGGCUGUGGCAAGAGGGGGCAUAGGUGCAGUCGGUGCCUGGGGGAGCGAAGGACGCGUUCCCUUGACCGGCCGAGCCCCGAUGCCCACCAGCCUCGCUGCAAGGACUGUGGCCAGUCAGGCCACCGCUUGAGUGCCUGUCCCAGGCCCAGGGACGCGGCGCGGGCGGGAAGCGCGGACGGGCUGGAGAAGGGAGUCGACUUCCAGCCGUCUCCCGCCCUCGGGCCCCGCCUUGAGUAAGCUGCCGCCGCCCGACCAGCGUGUUGCCAGUGGGAGGCUUAGCGGUUGUAGCCACGACGCGUGACAGUGGACACCGGGGGCUGAGGAGUGCUCGGCAUGGCCUGACCCAGGGUAGUGUGUGCUGCUGGAGGGGCCAGUGGAGGCUCGUAUCGGCGUAGGCAGCGCUGUGGAGCGCCGGCCGAUGGACGUCGCCGAUCGAGACGAGCCGUGCUUGCUGGGCCUCGACUACCUGACGCAGGCCAGUAAGGCUCGUGGUGGCCUCGGACGGGAGCUGGAGAGGGUGACCGGAAUGGUGCCCUUUGCUUCCAGGAGGUUUUCGAGCAUGGCUGCGUGGGGAGGUAGUCACAGCCGGGCGAGGGCACCUUGCCCCGAGGGUGGAGGCCAGGAGCCGGUGUCGACUGUCCCGAGCGUCACGUGGAGUGGAUGGCGUGGAAGAGCCCACUGAGGCCUGGCGGGUGGUCGACGGCGUGGCUGACAGGCGGAGCCCCUUGGGGGCGCGAGAAGAGACUGUGGAGGACAGACUGAUUUAUGUGCAUUGCAUGUAUUUUUCUGUGUUCAAUGUUCGGCCGGGAGCUCAGGCUACCGGUGGAUUUAACCACGGGCGGCCCCCCGACGUGAGCUUGCCCACCGUCACCUCUGGCUUCGCAGCGGCACUGCAGGAAAGCCUGGCUGAGGUGCACCGACGCGUACGGGGCAAGCUCAAGGUGGCAGGCCAGGCCAUGAAAUGAAGGAGACAUACGACCGGCGCAGGAGAGGACGUAGGCCCCAGCAGCAGCGACGAGGACGUGUCAGAGGUUGACCAAGGGGCGAACGAGAACAUGGGCGGUGCGGGCGAAGCGGCAGAUGUCAGUGACGACCCUGAGCAAGUACUUGGGGCCGACGACGCGGCUCUGGGUGCCACCGCCUGCCUGCCGCCGCCUGCAUCCCAGCGGCGCCCUCGGCGAGAGAGGCGUCGGCCGGGAUGGUUAAGAGACUUUAGUGAUGUCCCAGGGGACUGAUUAGUUUGAUUAAUUUCAUGUUUUGUUUGUUGAAUGUUGGGGCAGCCGGGUCGACUGCCUUCUGAAGGGGGAGAUAGUGUUACGAAUGUGCUGUAUGUGAAUGAUUGUAUGUGUAAUGUGAUGAUAUUGUAGCAUGAUGCAAUGUUAGCUCAGCAUGGUGCAACUCUACUUGUUGGGACAAGAGAGACAGGAGGGGGCCCGGGGCCGCCGGGCCGCCGGGCAGGAAGUGCUGAGUCGAGCAGUGGGGGAGCAAGGGUGGCUGAGGAGUUGUAGUGGAGAAGACGCGUGUCUGGGCUUGAGAGAGUGUUGAGCUGCUCCGCUCGCGAGCUGUGUGCAUCCGGUGUGCGUGUCUGCCGUGCCCCUGUACUGUGCCUGAUUAACCAACUGUUCUGUGCCCUUGAAAGUUGCUGUCUUGUGUGAGGAACCUGUCAUUAAACUAGAACUUAGUGUUGAACGUGUAUCCUUUGUGCCCUGCCUCGUUCUCUCCUCCCCUCGGUGUGCGGUGUGGGCCGCUGUGACUGUGAGUGACUGGUGCCCGUGUGGCUGUUCUGGUGAGGAUCACGCCACCUGCCUGCCCGUGUAUGGUGUGUGGUAGGGGGGGUGGCGUAACAAUAUUAUA
Molecule: messenger RNA, 4720 nt
Organism: Eriocheir sinensis (Chinese mitten crab)
Lineage: Eukaryota; Metazoa; Arthropoda; Malacostraca; Decapoda; Varunidae
Exons: 2
Coding region: 593-3103 (836 amino acids)
Molecular function (GO): nucleic acid binding; zinc ion binding
Source: RefSeq, a predicted model, not a curated record